This is a messenger RNA of Myotis lucifugus (little brown bat), 710 nucleotides long. Its product is annotated as C-type lectin domain family 2 member A-like. Lineage: Eukaryota; Metazoa; Chordata; Mammalia; Chiroptera; Vespertilionidae. Bases 123 to 710 code for a protein of 195 amino acids. The transcript is spliced from 6 exons. The record is from RefSeq and is a predicted model, not a curated record.
GCUGCCUCUUCAGCCUGGAUCUCAGAAUAACAAGUACGGCCAGACCGGCAGCCUAAGACAGCCGUGUGGUUGCCAGCUUCUAGCAAACCGCUCUCAGCCAAUGCAGCACAGACAAAGGAGACAUGAAUAAUGACCUAAACCUGACAAGUAUAGGAGAGUCCCAGUCUUCAGGUUAUGAUACCUCUUCCAACCUUACUGUAAAGUCACAAGAACACCUAAAAAGGAAUAAUAUGAGACUUAGUACCUCUAAAAUCAUCACCAUCAUCACCUUCUCUCUGAUUAUUCUAAUAAUUACAUUGACCACAAUUUUAACAGAAAGACACGAAUCUUCCACUGAACACAAAUCAUGCCUGGAUGACUGGAUUGGUUACCUAGGAAAGUGCUUCUAUUUUUCUGAAAAUACAACCACCUGGGCAGCAAGCCAAAACUUCUGUGUCUCUCAUGCAGCAACUCUUGCUGUGUUCAGCACCACAAAAGAACUGGUUUUCCUGAAGCGAUAUUCUGAACAGUCUCAAUAUUGGAUUGGACUGAGCCGAAAACGAGGACAGACCUGGAAGUGGAUAGAUGGAACCACCUACAGUGAUUGGUUUGAAGAAAUCAGUGAUGGAGAAUGUGCCUAUCUACACAAAACUGGGAUUAGUGGUUCCAGUACCCAUUUGGUUAGAAAAUGGAUUUGCAGCAAACAGGACUCAUGUAUUCCAAGAAGUUAA